Molecule: messenger RNA, 4036 nt
Organism: Wasmannia auropunctata (little fire ant)
Lineage: Eukaryota; Metazoa; Arthropoda; Insecta; Hymenoptera; Formicidae
Gene: MYPT-75D
Product: protein phosphatase 1 regulatory subunit 16A
Exons: 9
Coding region: 794-2482 (562 amino acids)
Cellular component (GO): cytoplasm
Molecular function (GO): protein binding; enzyme inhibitor activity; phosphatase regulator activity
Source: RefSeq, a predicted model, not a curated record
UACGCGCCUCUCGUCGUGUCACGGGGUUGACGCGAGAAAUCGUGCAAUUGAUUCGAAUUGGAAUUCGCAUUGGCAACCAAGUGCUCCUUGUUUUGACAGUUUUCUAAAAACAAAUCUUUACACUGAUAAACAACUCCGGUAUUUAUUUUUUUUCCCGUUACAUGGUUAUAGUAAGUUAACUCUCUUUUGAGGAAGAACAAGCGUUUUUUUUUUUUUUUUGUAAACUGUCUGAGAUGCGUAAAACUUGUUCUGUGUACCGAGAUUAUGGAACGUUUAAAUAUGUACAUUCUUGAUCUAGUAACGCAAUGUAUUAUCUGAGAUUAAGGAUGAAAUUUAUUGCACAUGUGUUACAGGCACACGCAGUCUAUAUACCUAACAAAGAUUUUCAUUAUACGUCUAAUCGAAGCGAAAAUAUGUAGAAACAUUUCAGCAAUUUAUUUUUGAAUAUUACAUUAUUUUAUUUGCAUUUUUGUCUUUUUAAUGAAUUCUCAAGGUAAAUGCACUGACCUUAUUUUUGAGGAAGUAUUUUUGGACAUCCAGUCAAGUUUUUUUUAAAGGUACACACGUCGAAGCGUUAAAUCAUAUCGUUCAUUGCUAUUCACAAAAAGAGCUUUUUUUGUCAGCAUGUGCGAACAUUUGUGCAAAUAUUGUAUGUUUACUUACCUAAGUAUUUGAUAAGUUUCGAGGGAGCACCUGGUUAAAAUAUGCUAUCAUUCCCGCCAGAUAGCUCAGGAGGGAUCAGUCAAGUUGCGUGUGCGUUAUUGAAAUAAGUGAAAAUCUCGAUUACACCAGAAUGACAUCCGGUGUUUAUCGAAAAAUUUUAAAUUAUCUGAGAAUGAGAUCUUGUCUUUGUAAGCCUAAAGGUAAAUAUAUCUGCAAAAAUUAUAAGCACCUAACAAUGGAUCACUCCGAGUUAGUGGCAGAGAUGGUACACGUUGAAAGACUGACCACGCAAGAGCGAUUACACUUGGCGCGUCAUCGUAGACUUCAGCAAUUAAAAGUAUGGAGACAGCGCGAGAAGGAAUGGUUGCGGCAUCAAACUAGGCAUACAAGUAAUAAACGUCAUAUAUACUUUAGCGACAGUGUUAUGUUGUUGGAAGCCGCGGCGCGGAAUGACAUCGAUGAAGUAAGAAGGCUUUUGAAGAAGGGUGUAAAUCCUGACUCGACGAACGAAGACGGUUUGACAGCACUGCAUCAGUGUUGUAUAGACGAUAAUGAAGAGAUGAUGAAGCUACUCAUUGAAUUUGGUGCUAACGUGAAUGCGGAAGACAGUGAGAAAUGGACACCGUUACACGCUGCUGCUACAUGCGGUCACUUACAUUUAGUCAAAUACCUCAUUGCCAGAGGUGCGAAUUUAUUAGCUGUUAAUGCGGAUGGCAACAUGCCGUACGACAUUUGUGAGGAUGAAAAAACGUUGGACUGUAUCGAAGGAGAGAUGGCAAGGCGAGGAGUUACUCAAGAAUUAAUAGAUGAAACGAGAGCUUCAACCGAGGUUCAAAUGUUACGUGAUUUGCAAAAGAUUGCUUCUUUAGGAGGCGACCUUGAAUAUAAGGAUCAUCAAGGUGCCACGCCUCUUCAUAUAGCAGCGGCAAAUGGGUACUUAAGAGUUGUGGAAUUUCUUCUUGACCAACAUGUAUCAACAGAUGUAGAGGAUAAUGACAAGUGGCAGCCAGUUCAUGCAGCUGCAUGUUGGGGACAUUUGGAAGUACUUGAAUUAUUGGUACAAAACGGAGCAGACCUAAAUGCAAAGAAUAAGCACGAUGAAACUCCCGCAGAUAUAUGUGAAGAUCCGGAAAUUAGGGAGAGGAUAGUGGAAUUGAAAACAGAGCAAGAGAGUAAACGACUUCGUGAAGCGCAAGGACGCAGGGUACGCAGAUCGCAAAGCAUAAACACGCGAACACAGAGUGUACGUCGGACAUCCAUACGAGACAAGGUUCUUACUACGAAAAAAGACGCCCAGGAAGAAACUCGCUUGAGGUUACAAGCGCAACAGACGUAUGUUAGCACUCCUACAUCAAGUAUUCCGCCGUUGGAGAACAGUACGCAGGAAGUAGGGGACCACGAGACUGAUUCCGGCGCGCUGACUUCAGCGGUGCGGAAAGGUCCCGAAGGAAAAGACAACGAGUCUUUUCUUCACGAAGAUGUUGAUAAAGAUUCAGCAGUGACAGGGCCUGACCCGCUGGUCGGCAGCCAGCAGCAGUCGCCGAUUUACUCUACGGACGCCGACACCAACGGCAAGAUCAACAUACACGUGUCCGUUGUUUUCGUGAAAUCUCUGUCGGAUCUGAAGAAGAAACGGGCGCAGAACCGGCACAUAACCGGCAGCUCCGUAGACGCGAACGGGAACGGCAUCCCGAUGCCGGUCUCGUCCAUCUCCAAUUCCGAUCUCAGCACCGACGAUUUCACUCAGCGCUUCACUGGGAACACCAGUGAGAUCGUGAGCGAUAAUCACUCGGAGAAGAACUGCUGCACCGUCAUGUAAUAAUGCGCUAAUUACGUACAAUCUCGUUUUUGUCCUUGCCGAUUGUAGUGUACGAUGUCAUCGGAGCUCACUAAAAAUCUUUCACACACACACGAACGAGAAUAUAUUCCCGCGAUUAUCUUCCAGUAUUUUCUUUUUCGAAGACUCAACGCUGCGUUCUUGCACAAUUGUUCCGAGUCGCGCGUUUAAUCCGAGCCCGAGGGUCGUGAUAUUUUUUUAUUAGAUAUAUAUACAUAUAUAUUUUCGUAGCACAUAUAGCGAACGUUAUGUACAUCACAGAUAAUAUUCCGUGGGAAGGAAGGCGUAUUGACAGCUUUAAAAUCAAAACAAUUAUCGGUUUUGAUGUCGCGCGAAUGGUAUGUACUUAAAUCAUAUGACGAAACGUUUUAUCUGCGAUUGUUACGCGCAUUGUGAAUCGCAGCGCUUGAACAGGUUCGGUAUAUCAAGAACACCUUGUUACGAUGACUACUCAAGAAUGUGUACUUACAUUUGUAGAAAUAUAAUUGCAUUUUCAAAUUGUUUACAAUUAUCCAGCGCCUAAAGCGUUCAAGUAUUGUACAGAUUUUUAUUUUAUUUAUUGUUAUACUAAAGGAAAUGUAUAGAGACUACUAUUAGAAAGAGAUGUGUGUUACAAUUUCGUAGGUAUUACCUAGAUCCGAGUUUUUCUAGUAUCUCCGCAGACAGGUAUGAGACUAUAAAACAUCUUCCAAUAUUUUUUAUGAGACUCUAGCUGUAAGGAUUGAGUGGAAACUUUUUUAUAUCGAUUUAAAGAUUAUUUGUAAAUUUUGAUAUGUAAUAUUUAUCUAUCUAUUACAAUUAUAGACCCUUCACUUGAAUUCCUCGUUCCGCAUAUAGCAAUAUCGCUAUACAUCGCUGAUUUACAAUUUUGCACUUGUGUUGCGCCUGUGACAAUGCGUUCGAGUUUUAAUUCGAUAAUUCGUGAAAAUCCGGAAAUGUUCGAGAUAUAAACACGUAAACUUUACCUCUUUUUUUUCUUUUUAGAGUAAAGUUCAUGCAUCCCCGUGUAACGAGGGAGAAAUUUAGUAAAUCAAAACGGCAACAAAUUUUUAUUCGAAAUCACGCGUGUGUACGGGACCGUAUGUAAAAUACAAUAAUAAUCUGUCCUGCCGAACAGUCGUAUUUUUUGUACACACCUUACGUCAAUCCAAAUUAGAAAUACAAAAGGGGAUCUUCGAAAGAAGUAAAUAGUACAAAUAAACGCUCAUACAUUCCUUCCGCGAUGCAUAAUAAAUGUUGCCAAACUUUGCGGCUUCCGGCCUUACGACCGCGGUCGCGUUACUGUCGUUCCGCGUCUUGCAAUUGUGUUAAUCGUGAAAUUUCUAAUGAUGAUAAUCGCCGUCGAUUAUUCCAAUUAAAAGUACGUAGCACACGUGCAAUUGUUCACGCAUGAUUUGAUUGUGAAUGCCUAUGGCGAAAGUUGAUUUCAAUGGCUGUAUUUGAAAUGAAUUUAUGUGACGUCUACCACCUGUUUAUAUUGUAUUGUAAUAUAGUAACAUUAUAUAAAAAUAAAAUUACUGUAUAUGUUACCUUUUA